Haemorhous mexicanus (house finch) is the source of this 2420-nucleotide messenger RNA. RefSeq names its product gamma-aminobutyric acid type A receptor subunit delta (gene GABRD). Gene Ontology annotation, molecular function: GABA-A receptor activity; extracellular ligand-gated monoatomic ion channel activity; neurotransmitter receptor activity. The coding region runs from base 445 to 1803 and encodes 452 amino acids. Gene Ontology annotation, biological process: regulation of membrane potential; chemical synaptic transmission; nervous system process. The transcript has 9 exons. Lineage: Eukaryota; Metazoa; Chordata; Aves; Passeriformes; Fringillidae. Gene Ontology annotation, cellular component: synapse; membrane; neuron projection. The record is from RefSeq and is a predicted model, not a curated record.
UUAGUGGCUCCGGAGCACUUUGAGUUGCUCCCACCCCGCUCCGUGGGAUUAAUCUAUCCUUUUGGAGGUUAUUUUCGGCAAGCAGCCUCGCAGGCGGGCAGAGCGGCCGGAGGAAGAGCCAGCGGCAGGGGAGGGAUGCGGGAGCAGGGCAGCGGAGCCGGGCGGGACUGAGCCACCCGCAGAGGAGAGGAGGAGAGGGAAGGAGAAGAGAGGAGAGAAGAGGAGAGCUGCCCUGCUCCCUGCUCCGUGCCGGGCUGCCUGCAUGGCUCCCGGGCACUGUGGAGAUUGUGGGGGCUGCUGCUGCUGAGCAACCAUCCAUCGCUUUAAACUCAGCCUCAACUUAGCGCAGCAGGCAAGAAUGGCAAAGCCACUGGAGCUUUGGAGCUGCCAGGAGAGCCGGGGAACCUGGGUUUUGGUCGCUGCUGUCUAAUAAAUGGGAGUAAAAUGGAAUUUCUUACCUGGGUUUUUCCUGCCUUGAUUCUACUGUGCACCCAACAGCACAGGUGUAUCAGAGCUAUGAGUGACAUCGGAGAUUACAUAGGUUCCAACAUUGAAAUCUCCUGGUUGCCCAACCUGGAUGAUUUGAUGAAAGGGUACGCACGAAAUUUCAGGCCUGGGAUUGGAGGUCCUCCUGUUAAUGUUGCUCUGGCAAUCGAAGUAGCCAGCAUUGACCACAUCUCAGAAGUGAACAUGGAAUACACCAUGACAGUAUUUUUGCACCAGAGCUGGCGAGACGAUCGUCUGUCUUACAACCACACCAACGAAACUCUGGGCUUGGACAGCAGGUUUGUGGACAAGCUCUGGUUGCCAGAUACUUUCAUAGUCAAUGCCAAGUCUGCCUGGUUCCAUGAUGUGACUGUGGAAAACAAACUUAUCAGGCUCCAGCCAGAUGGAGUCAUUUUAUACAGCAUCAGGAUUACCUCAACAGUGGCCUGUGACAUGGACCUUUCCAAGUACCCAAUGGAUGAGCAGGAAUGCAUGUUGGAUUUGGAGAGCUAUGGCUACUCUUCAGAGGACAUUGUCUACCACUGGUCAGAAAACCAGGAGGAGAUCCAUGGGCUGGAUAAGCUGCAGCUUGCUCAAUUCACAAUUACCAAUUACCAGUUCACAACAGAAAUUAUGAACUUCAAAUCUGCAGGUCAGUUUCCCAGGCUCAGUCUCCACUUCCACCUUCGGCGAAAUCGAGGCGUUUACAUCAUCCAGUCCUAUGUCCCUUCCAUCCUGCUGGUGGCCAUGUCGUGGGUGUCCUUCUGGAUCAGCCAGUCAGCUGUGCCUGCCAGGGUGUCACUAGGUAUCACCACUGUUCUUACAAUGACCACUCUGAUGGUCAGUGCCCGAUCCUCACUCCCACGAGCCUCUGCCAUCAAGGCACUGGAUGUUUACUUCUGGAUCUGCUACGUGUUUGUCUUUGCUGCACUGGUGGAAUAUGCCUUUGCACAUUUCAAUGCUGACUACAUGAAAAAGCAGAAGAACAAGAUCAAGGCGAGAAGGCAGAGUGCAGAGAUCAACGUGAAGAAUGCCAUUGUUCUGUUUUCCCUCUCCAUAGCUGGUGUGAGCCAGGAACUGGCCAUUUCCAACAGGCAGCACCGAAUUCCCAGAAGCCUGCCUGGAUCAUAUGGCACAAUAGAAAUAGAAACUGGAGAGACAAAACAGCAGCAGGGAAUGAAACUGGACAAAAAGACUGGCCUGAAGUCCCUCUUUAAGCCCAUUGAUGCUGACACCAUUGACAUUUAUGCCAGAGCCGUGUUCCCAGCAGCCUUUGCAGCAGUCAAUGUUAUAUACUGGGUUGCAUACACAAUGUAAAGGCAACAAAAAAAGGAAAAUUCUUCCCAAGACCUACAAACUGAACAAUACCCACAGGCUAAAAAGCCCUCACUGAAACUGAAUUGAGGCACCUCUUCUCAAAGUAUUUUCCAACGAGCUCAAACACUUCCAAAGUCAAGAAAGUCCUGCUAUGAAUUCCUACUUAAAGCAGCAAUUUAUUGCUGACCUGAUUUGAUACUGCACUCUGCCAAACAAUUCCAGCUCUUCCUUUCCUGUAACACCAUGAGACAACUUUUCAUAUGUACAUAUUUGUAGCAAAAAUUUAAAUCUAAAAUGACCAUGGUUUUCCUCCACUUCAAGGUUGAUCAGUAAUGAAGAUUUGGCUUUUCACACUCAGAUAAUUUCCUUUUUAUUUGUAAUGAAAGAGCUCAUUCCUCACUUCUGCACGAGUGGUUUUCUGCAUCUGUGGGCUGGUCUAGGUUUAACAGUAGUGCUAAAGUUGGAGGUUUUAAUCAGAAAAAUCUCAUGAACAAAGUAAAAGGGAAUAGAGGGGAGUGGAGGUUUUUUCUUAAAAUAUUAUUUGUCUUGGGUAAAGUAUUGAAAAAUUUCAAUGCUCUUAGUCACAGCAUGAAAUAAAAUAUACUACAUAAAAUUCU